CCUAUUGAUAUUUUGAGAGGAACAGAAAGACAAACGCAAGAACCGGACGUUCGUAUACCCAAAAAUUACGAUUUUCUGCUCUUUUAGAAAAUUUCUUUUAUAAAUUUAAUUUCUGUUACUUUUUCCUAAACUCCAGUUAAAAAAUUCUAUUACAAUAUAGCUAUGAACCUAAAAUCCACGAAGGAAAUGGAGACUGAAAAAAGAAAAGAGGAUGGAUCAUCAUCAAAAGUGGUGGUGGAAACAACGGAGCAACGUUCCUCGGCGGGGAAAGGCACAGAGCAAAGAAAUGUACAAGUGGUUCAUCAAUCUCAUCCCAAAACUAGCGGCGACGUUCUAGUCGGAGCUGCUGCUGCCGUUGAAUCCACCCUUCAAUCUGCCAAAGAAGUCAUCUCUAAAUAAAUAAUCGGUUUUCUAUUUUCUAGUACUUUCUUUACCACUGUAAAAAAUCCUCUUUGUAUUCCCAUAAUGAGACCCGUAAUCUUAUUAGCUU
This is a messenger RNA of Arabidopsis thaliana (thale cress), 490 nucleotides long. RefSeq lists its product as uncharacterized. The record is from RefSeq and is marked reviewed. The coding region runs from base 163 to 399 and encodes 78 amino acids. The transcript is spliced from 2 exons. NCBI's taxonomy places the organism in Eukaryota, Viridiplantae, Streptophyta, Magnoliopsida, Brassicales, Brassicaceae.